UCUUCUCCGGUUGCCGUCGCUUCUCCGUUCUCCCUCGCCAAUCCCCUUAUCCCUCCGCGCCCUAUAAAAGCCCCUCGCCGCGGGCCGGGCGGGGCCCACCACCCCCAUCCUCUCCUCGCGCUCGCGGCGCGGAAUGGACGCCGCCUCAUGCUGCCGCGUCUUCUCCGCGCAGCGGUGCCGCUUCCCGCUCCGCAGGCUGGCGGCGCCGCCGCGGCCGUUCUGCACCGAGUCGGGCGGGCUCGCCGCCCCAUCGAUCUCGAAGCGGCGGUCCAGGGGGCCCGUCAUGGCGGCGAAGAAGGCAGCGCAGGGUGCGAAACAAGAGGAUGGAAAAUACAAGCACACUGUGGAUCUCCCAAGAACAACCUUUGGGUUGAGAGCGAAUUCUGUUGUACGGGAGCCAGAGCUCCAGAAAUUAUGGGAGGAGAAUCAGGUUCUGAAAAGGGUUUCUGAAAGGAACACUGGGGCUAAAUUUGUUCUCCAUGAUGGCCCUCCUUAUGCUAAUGGUGAUCUUCAUAUGGGCCAUGCGUUGAAUAAAAUCCUCAAAGAUAUUAUAAAUCGAUACAAGCUGCUUCAGAAUCACAAAGUGUCUUUUGUUCCUGGGUGGGACUGCCAUGGCUUACCGAUAGAACUAAAAGUUCUGAAGUCAAUGGAUAAGGAAACUUUGAAUGCCCUGACACCCAUAAAAUUAAGGCAAAAAGCUGCAAAAUUUGCUAAAGCAACAGUUGAUGCACAAAUGAAAUCUUUCAAGCGGUAUGGUGUGUGGGCAGAUUGGGAGAACCCUUACCUCACUCUGUCACCAGAAUAUGAAGCUGCUCAGUUGGAAGUGUUUGGUCAAAUGGUUAUGAAAGGAUAUAUCUAUAGAGGACGAAAGCCCGUCCAUUGGAGUCCGUCAUCGCGUACAGCUUUAGCAGAAGCUGAACUGGAGUAUUCGGAAAAUCACAUUUCCAGAAGCAUAUAUGCUGCGUUCAAGAUUACCAAUCCAUCUAAGUCUGGGUUGCUAGACGAAUUUCUUCCAAAUGUAUGUUUAGUCAUAUGGACCACUACUCCAUGGACGAUUCCGGCUAAUGCUGCUGUUGCUGUGAACCCGGAGCUUACUUACACAGUAGUUGAGGUACAGUCUGCACCGGAAAGUGAGUCAAUGUCUGGCGGUAAACAACGAAAAGUUGGGAGUAUUUUGAGUUCUGAAGAAAACAAACUCUUUGUUAUUGUGGCUUCUGAUCUUGUCUCAACUCUUGAGACCAAAUGGGGUGUGAAGCUUGUAGUCCAGAAAUCAUUUCCUGGAUCAGCCUUGGAGCACUGCAGGUAUAUCCAUCCUGUGAAUGGUGAUGAAUGUUCUGUUGUUCUUGGAGGAGAUUAUAUAACAACUGAAUCUGGAACGGGUCUUGUUCAUACUGCCCCUGGCCAUGGCCAGGAAGACUACCUAACAGGUUUGAAAUAUGGGCUUCCUAUCAUUUCUCCCGUGGAUGAUGAAGGAAAUUUCACUGCUGAAGCUGGACAGUUCUGUGGUUUGUCUGUCUUGGGAGCUGGCAAUGCUGCAGUUGUCAAGUAUCUGGAUGAACAACAGUCACUUAUUUUAGAAGAGUCUUACAAACACAAGUACCCCUAUGACUGGAGAUCUAAAGAACCAACAAUAUUCCGAGCAACUGAACAGUGGUUUGCAUCUGUGGAUGGUUUUCGCAGUGCUGCAAUGGAUGCAAUUAGACGAGUAAAUUGGGUUCCUUCUCAGGCUGAAAACAGGAUUGUUGCCAUGACCUCCAGCCGUUCUGAUUGGUGUAUUUCACGGCAGAGAACUUGGGGUGUUCCUAUUCCUGUUUUUUACCAUGUGGACUCACAAGAACCUCUAAUAACUGAAGAAACUAUUGAACAUAUCAAGGCUAUUGUGUCAAAGAAAGGUAGUGAUGCAUGGUGGUACAUGACAACUGAGGAACUUCUUCCAGAUAAAUACCGGGACAGAGCAUCUGAGUAUCGCAAGGGAACUGAUACAAUGGAUGUUUGGUUUGACUCUGGUUCCUCAUGGGCUGCUGUUUUAGCAAAAAGAGAUGGUCUUAAUUUUCCAGCGGAUAUAUAUCUUGAAGGUUCAGACCAACAUCGUGGAUGGUUUCAAAGCUCAUUGUUGACCAGCAUUGCUACUACCGGAAAGGCUCCAUACCGUAGUGUUAUUACACAUGGUUUUGUCUUGGAUGAAAAGGGUUUUAAAAUGAGCAAAUCUCUUGGUAACGUUGUGGACCCGGAGAAAAUGAUUGUUGGUGGGAAAAACCUAAAGGAAGAACCUGGCUACGGAGCAGAUGUUCUCCGUCUGUGGGUUUCUAGUGUUGAUUAUGCUGGCGAUGUGUUGAUUGGUCCACAAAUCUUGCGCCAGAUGUCUGACAUGUAUAGAAAACUACGAGGCACAAUGCGAUUUCUGUUGUCGAAUCUCCACGAUUGGAAACCAGAGAAUUCAGUGCCCUACAAUGAUCUACCGAAAAUCGACAAGUAUGCACUUUUCCAACUGGAAAAUGUUGUGGCUUCCAUGAAGGACAGUUAUGAAAACUACCAGUUCUAUAAAAUAUAUCAGAUGCUACAAAGAUUUGCUAUUGUUGAUUUGUCCAACUUCUAUUUUGAUGUUGCGAAGGAUCGACUUUAUGUUGGAGGUCGAGUUAGCUUCACAAGGAAAAGCUGUCAAACAGUCCUCGCUGCACAUUUACUCUACCUUGUUAGGUCUAUUGCGCCAAUUAUGCCUCACUUAGCUGAGGAUGUUUGGCAGAACCUACCCUUUGAAUACACCUUGCAGGAUGGAUCCCUUGCAAUGUUUGUCUUCGACCUAAAAUGGCCGGAAAAGAAUGAAAGAUGGCUCUCAGUUCCGAAGGAUGAUGUUGACUUUCUAAGUGUUAUCCUUGAGUUGAGGUCAGAGGUGAACAAAAUUUUGGAGAAUGCUCGCACAGGAAAGCUGAUUGGUUCUAGCUUAGAUGCAAAGGUUUAUCUCCAUGCUGAAAGUAUGGAUACGAUGUCAAAGCUAAAAGAGCUAUCUUCUGCAUCUAAUGAUGCAGAUGCUCUGCAUCGCUUAUUUAUCACAUCUCAGGUGGAGGUUCUCCCAUGCCUAAAUGAAGAAACUACAUCAUCUGUAUCUUACACAGGAAAGUUCAGUGACCUGCGCACUGGAGACAUAUGGAUUGGUGUAACUCGUGCGGAUGGUGCAAAAUGUGAGAGGUGUUGGAAUUACACCCGGGACGUUGGGUCUUUCCAUGAUCACCCUACUCUGUGCGCGCGGUGUCACGAUGUCAUUGAUUUGCAGCCACAACCUGCUGCUGCAGCUGUCAGUUAAGGAUGAGAAGUUAGGGUCACCCUGAUUGAACUAUCGACGUCAUUCUGAAGAUCAUUGGUGGAAUUCAUUGAUUUGGAUAAAGUUUUUACACUGUUAUACACCUUUUACUUGUAGAAAGAGAUUAAAAAAACGUCGAGAGGGCGGUUGUCUGAGACUUUAGUCCGAACCUCAAAUUUUGCCUGUAGCAAGUUGUACUUACAUUAGAUUCUCAAAUUUAUGCAUAGGUCACGAGACUUUUGCCUGGA
Phragmites australis (common reed) is the source of this 3546-nucleotide messenger RNA. RefSeq names its product isoleucine--tRNA ligase, chloroplastic/mitochondrial. Gene Ontology annotation, cellular component: cytosol. The coding region runs from base 134 to 3301 and encodes 1055 amino acids. The record is from RefSeq and is a predicted model, not a curated record. Lineage: Eukaryota; Viridiplantae; Streptophyta; Magnoliopsida; Poales; Poaceae. Gene Ontology annotation, molecular function: isoleucine-tRNA ligase activity; tRNA binding; ATP binding. The transcript has 22 exons. Gene Ontology annotation, biological process: isoleucyl-tRNA aminoacylation.